CUUUUUGCAGCUUUCGCCCCUCUAACAGGAAGAGAGAGACGCAGCGAGCCUAGAGCCAGACAGAGCAGGAGCGGCUAUCAGUUAUAACAACGAAAUGAGACAGACCUUAAAACUCUGAAGCUGACCUCAUGUUGAUCUCCUCUUGAAAACUGCCUGGGCCAGAAUAACCUGGGUGUCUCCAGACAGAGGAAGGGAGAAGUAUUUGGAAAGGAUGUUUUCCCACCAGCCAUGGUAUCAUGGCAAUAUCACUCGGUCUACAGCAGAGGACCUCCUCUCCAAAGCAGGCAAGGAUGGGAGCUUCCUUCUGCGGGACAGCGAAUCCAUACAGGGAGCUUAUGCCCUCUGUGUUCUGUACCAGAACUGUGUGUACACCUACAGAAUAUUACCAAAUGAGGACAAAAAACUAUCAGUCCAGGCAUCAGAAGGUGUGCCUAUUCGGUUCUUCACUCUGCUGCCAGACCUGGUAGAGGCAUAUUAUAAAGAGAACAUGGGUCUGGUCACACACCUUCAGUAUGCUGUGCAGAAGGAGAAGGAGGAGGAGCCGGAGGAGGAACCAGAACAAAUUAUUUUGCCGCCUCAGUUGCCACCCAGGAAUAUCUCAGGUAAUGAAAGUAAAGAUUGCCACAGUGAUUCGUCCAGAGGAACCGAUAGAGGAACAGAGCUUGCCCGGCCCUCCAUCUCAGACACCUAUCUCCAGCGUUUGCAGCAAAUCGACAUAUCAAAUCUAUCAGAGGACCACCAGAAGUCCAUUCAGGAGUAUUUCCGCACAUCUGUGUGUCUGGAUGCAGAACAGGUGCAGAAUGGGAACCCGACUCUUCCUCACUUAAAAAAGCUCAUACAGAGUAUCUGCAAAAUCCUAAACAGUGAAAUUGCUCGCACACUUCCGAGUCUUGAGGCACUGCAGAAAGUUUUGGAUCCACCACUGUCUCCUGGAGCUGGGAGACUAAGGAGUCAGCUUUCUGGAGAUGCAAAUCAGUCCGUGGCUUUCAAACUGGAGCAACUGACUAAGCUUAUAUAUUCAAUAGAAGACAAGACCAAGAAUGCUGUGUUUGAUUUUGUCGGAUAUGAUGGAGGGCACAGAAAGUCACUUAUUCCUCCUGUGAUGUUCGAAGUCAAAUGUGACUCCCUCGGUAUAUCAAUCAAAACGUAUCUUAAAGUAGACGUGGAAGGCGGGAAGGUUUACUUCAAGAAGUCCAAAGAUGGACCUGAGGAUAAAUAUUUUGUGCACAAUAAAAUCUUGCAGUUGGUGAAGUCACAGAAGAUGCAUAACAGACUAGCAUUGGUGGUCGAGACAGAGAAGGAAAAAACUCAGCGCAAAGACUAUGUCUUUGAUGACACAAAGAAAAGAGAAGGCUUCUGCCAGCUUCUACAGCAGAUGAAGAACAAGCACUCAGGAAAACCUGAGCCGGAUAUGAUCACCAUAUUUGUUGGCACCUGGAACAUGGGAAAUGCGAAUCCACCACAAAACAUCACUUCCUGGUUGCAGUCAAAGGGUCAGGGAAAAACCCAUGAUGACACAGCCAAUCAAAUCCCACAUGAUAUCUAUGUAAUUGGGACACAGGAGGACCCAAUGGGAGAGAAGGAUUGGAUAGAAACCGUUAGGGGAGCCCUUAGGGAUAUAACCAACAUUAGCUUCAAACAAAUAGCCACUCAGACACUGUGGAGUAUACGAAUUGUGGUUCUAGCCAAGCCUGAACAUGAGAACCGCUUCUCUCACGUCUUCUCUGAUAGUGUUAAGACUGGCAUAGCUAAUGCUCUGGGGAAUAAAGGAGCAGUGGGGGUGUCUUUUAUGUUUAAUAGAACCUCAUUUGGGUUUGUCAACAGUCACCUGACCUCAGGAAGUGAAAAGAAACUGAGGCGAAACCAGAACUACAUCAGUAUUCUGCGUUUUCUGAAUCUGGGAGAUAAGAAACUUAAUCCUUUUGACAUCACACAUCGCUUCACACACCUCUUCUGGCUGGGGGAUCUGAAUUAUAGGGUUGACCUACCAUCACAGGAAGCUGAGAACAUUGUGAUGAAGAUCAAACAGCAGCAGUAUCAGGAACUGCUGGCAAGAGAUCAGCUGACCAUAGAGAGGGAAGAGAGAAAGGUCUUCUUAGAAUACGUGGAGGAGGAGAUUACAUUUGCUCCCACGUAUCGUUUUGAGAGAGACACACGGGAGAGAUAUGCCUACACUAAAGCCAAAGCCACAGGGACAAAAUACAACUUGCCUUCAUGGUGUGAUCGUGUGCUUCGCAAGUCCUACCCUAUGGUGCAUGUGGUUUGCAACUCAUAUGGAUGCACCAAUGAUAUCAUGACAAGUGACCAUUCCCCUGUAUUUGCCACAUUUGAUGUUGGUGUGACUUCUCAGUUUGUCUCAAAAAAUGACCUGUCAACGGAUGCUCAGGGUGCUAUAAAGAUCAUGAACUGUGUGGCUAUCCUUUUGACUAAAUCCAAGACCAAGUUCUUCAUUGAGUAUCACUCAAGCUGCUUGGAGAAGUUUGUGAAGAGUCCUGAAGGAGAAAACCAAGAGAACACUGAGGGCUCAAUAAAAGUACGAUUUGGGGGACAAGUUGAGCUCACGCCCAUCAUUGCAGACCCAGAAUACCUCCUUGAUCAGCACAUACUCAUUUGCAUUAAAUCUACAGAUUGUGAUGAGUCAUAUGGUGAGGGCUGUGUUGCUCUGCGUUCUGCUGAAAGCUCUUACACUGAGUUCUCUAUCAAACUCACCCAUCAUGGUGAGCACACAGGCCAUCUAACGGGUGGCAUUCAACUCCCCAAAUCUGAAGGAAAACAGGCAGAGAAGCUCUAUGAUUUCAUUAAAAUCGGAGAUGACCCAGGAGCUGGUAAAGGGAAAUCAGGAGAUAAUAGCAAAAUGUCUUCUUCAGUCCUCGCCUCUGAUAUAAGUAACCCCAGUUAUAUGGGCGUAGGCUACAAGAGCAAUAACCAGACAGACAGGGGCGCCAGCAACAUUAUGUCCCCUAGAACAGGGCCAACCUCUGGACAUUCAUCAAAGGACAUGACGCAUGGCAAUCUCUCCCCAAAAAAGUCUAAUUAUGACCAUGCUACAUCCAGCCCAACUGCAAAGACAUCAAACCCUGUAUCUGAGGAUGGGAAAACACCAGAGAUGUUUGACAAUCCCCUUUAUGGCUCAAUGAGUGGAUCACGAGGGGGGAAAGACCAUCUGUCUCCUCCAGAUCCUCACUUCUCCUUCCCCAAAACAGACCUUGACGCUGAUCGCCAGGCCCCUGUUCCGACCCCCCGCUAUCGCUCCUUCACCUGUUCAGAAACCAAACCUCCCUCAUCCUCAGCCACAAACAUCAUGAGCAGCGGUCUACAAUCCCAGAUCAUCACCAAGAAGCCUGUGGUGCCUUCUCGCUCUGAAGGGGGCAUGACUGGGCCCAACAGACCUCCGGUUCCUGUGAAGUCUCGCUCUGGUCAGCCACAAGAGCUUCAACCAAAGCCUAGAGACUACAGAGACAGCUCAGAGCUCCCAUCCAAGAUACGACCACAAACCAGACCAGGCCAACCCAAAGAUGUGCACAAUGAGUCGUCGCAACCUCUGAAGAUGGGACGGCCUUUAAAAUGAUUUUCUAUUGGUAUGCCAUUGCAAGAUACCUUUCAGCGCUGGUGGGAUAUUCAUAUCUCAUACUUGAAACUCUGUACUGGACACAAGCCAUAAGCUUCUUAAUCUCUGUGUACUCAAAUUAAUAAGUGCAUUACAAUAAAAGAAACUUGGAUAUUGAUUUCAGAAUGAUUAUGAAUGUUUCAACAGUUUGAAUGUUACUGCAUAUAGUAAUAAAUAGAGGAAUCUUUCCAUCAACCUGUGUUUCAACAUUUCAUAUUGCUUAUUUUAUUAAAAGUUGUAAUCUUCUAAUAAAACCAAGUAUUGUACAGUUA
This is a messenger RNA of Pimephales promelas (fathead minnow), 3879 nucleotides long. It is a transcript of the gene inpp5d, whose product is annotated as inositol polyphosphate-5-phosphatase D. Lineage: Eukaryota; Metazoa; Chordata; Actinopteri; Cypriniformes; Leuciscidae. Gene Ontology annotation, cellular component: cytosol. The record is from RefSeq and is a predicted model, not a curated record. Gene Ontology annotation, molecular function: phosphatase activity. Gene Ontology annotation, biological process: negative regulation of signal transduction; phosphatidylinositol dephosphorylation; negative regulation of neutrophil differentiation.